This is a messenger RNA of Ruditapes philippinarum (Manila clam), 2529 nucleotides long. Its product is annotated as neuronal acetylcholine receptor subunit alpha-10-like. NCBI's taxonomy places the organism in Eukaryota, Metazoa, Mollusca, Bivalvia, Venerida, Veneridae. Gene Ontology annotation, molecular function: transmembrane signaling receptor activity; acetylcholine-gated monoatomic cation-selective channel activity. Gene Ontology annotation, cellular component: neuron projection; postsynaptic membrane; synapse. Gene Ontology annotation, biological process: nervous system process; chemical synaptic transmission; signal transduction. The coding region runs from base 641 to 2461 and encodes 606 amino acids. The record is from RefSeq and is a predicted model, not a curated record. The transcript is spliced from 10 exons.
CCUCUCUGUCUAACUCUCCAUCGUUUUCUCUUGUCCCAGCAUUGAUGGAAUAACGACAACCUAGUAAUUUGUUGCCAUAGUAACGUUAACUUUAUAUUUCCUAUUGGAGAAUUUAUGUUGCUGCGGUAGUGUUGUUUAACCAACAUCUGUAUGUUAUUUGAAGUCUUGAACUUGCGAUGAAACGUAAGAAAAAAGAAAUACCUUUUCAAAGGAUUUGAAUUAUUUAUCUUUCUAUAAAUAUAUAGUGCUUUCAUAUAAACAGGAAAUACUAACUUGGAUUAUUCUUUGAUGUUGAUUUUCUUUGUUGGUAUUACGCAACGAAACAGAUUGGGUGCAGAACGUCUAUUUAUUGCUGAGUAGAAGACUUGAUAGAAAAGUUAUGUAAUUAUAGACCAAACAAGUAUGAGACAACCGGAAGGAAAAUCUCGUAUUCAAGUUGCUGUACUGAAUUAAUGAUGCAUAUACAGCAAGAAUUUAUGAAUACAGGCUAAUGGAAAAUCACAACUAUCGGAGGACCGAUCGGUGGAUAUAAGGAAAUUAACUGUCAGGCAUAGCGGAAUAAAGAAUGAAAAAUUAGUUGACAUGCAAAGACAUACGUAUUAAUACAAAGAAGAGUUGCUGAAUUUGCCUUUUAACAGGAAUGAUGGCUGACGAGCACCCUGUCUUUUUGCUGAAAUGUGUCGCUAUUGUUUACUUAGCACAUUUAACGCAGUCACAUAUAAACGGGAAUAUAUCUUACACGUUUGAUGAUUAUCCGACCUCUAUCCCAGACGAACAAAGACUUUAUGAAUACUUGAUGGAUGGUUACGAGAAAUCCGUUCGUCCAGUUCGGAAUUCCUCGACAGUUCUCGUUGUUCAAUUUGCUUUACACCUUAAUCAGAUCAUUGGCUUGGAUGAAAGGCAUCAAGUUCUUACCACAAACGUAUUCAUUGACCAGCAAUGGUUGGACGAGAGUUUGUCCUGGGAACCAGACGAGUAUAAUAACAUCCGUUCAAUCCGGAUACCAGCAAGCAAUGUAUGGUUGCCGGACACCUUCAUUUACAACAAUGCCGACGGUGGCUCCACGGGGUUCAUGAAGGGAACGUAUGUAUUGGUUAAUUUCAACGGGACAGUACUUUGGCCAGUACCGGUGAAGCUGAAGAGCUCCUGUAAGGUUGACAUCACUUACUUCCCCUUUGAUGAUCAGUUGUGCUUUUUGCGAUUUGGUUCCUGGAUAUAUAGCAGUAUGUGGAUGGACUAUGAAACCAUGAAUCAAAAUCGUUCCAUUGAAUUAUCUUCAUACGUCAACAACAGCGAGUGGGACCUUCUAUCCGUCAUGCUGCGAAAGAAUAUACGCACUCAUUCUUGUUGUGAUGACCCUUACCCCGAUCUCACGUACACAUUACACGUGCGGAGGAAGACAUUUUACUACAUAUUCAAUAUUAUAGUCCCAUGCAUCAUGUUAUCUAUUUUAACACUGCUGACAUUUUGGUUGCCACCAACUUCCGGUGAAAAGAUAACUCUUGGACUAUCUGUCUUUCUAGCAUUUUCUAUGUUUAUGUUGCUCAUAGCCGAGGAAGUGCCCGCAACAUCUGAAGCUGUCCCUCUUAUAGGCAUAUAUCUGUGUGUAGUAAUGACGCUGACGUCACUGUCUGUUAUAAUGGCGGUUAUGGUAAUCAAUUUAUACAAUCGUGGUGCAAAGACAAGAAGAGCACCGAUGUGGGUGCGAGUUUUGGUUCUCAAGUGGAUAUCAUUUGUAUUACGCAUGCGCCAUGACCUCGAAAGAAUUGUGGAAUCGAUUAAUUUGGAAAGUGACGCUGAAAUUGAUACCAGAAGAAGCUCAUUUCGAGCAAACAGACGUCAAACGUCUAUGCGGAGGACUCGAGAAACCGCUCUUUCUUCUAUACAAGAAUAUACUUUAUCACGACAUAAUACGAUACGUCGUCGUCAUAGUAACAAUGAAUCUAAUGUUGAUGAUGACGAAGGUGCCGCGGCAGCACCUCUAAAUGCUGAUAGUGACAAAGAUGUAGAAAAUGAGGUCAUAUGGAUACGUCGUGAUGAUGUGUAUCCAGAAAAAAAUCAUCCGAGAACUAUGAAAUUUGAAAUGGAGGACCACUCUGGGCGUAACGAACAGGUUCAGCCCUCCAGCUCAAGGUCAUUGCUUAGACCAACAGAGCAUAGGUCUAGACCAAGACCGAAGUUCAAAACUCAAAAACCUCCAAACAAAUGUAUAUUAUCAAACGAAAUAAAACCUAAAGAAGGGGAUACAAAAAGUGAAAUUUAUUACCGGAAGUUGAUUGUGGCGGAGUGGCAACGGGUAGCCGCGGUUGUAGACAGGGUUUUAUUCUGGCUUUAUUUCAUUGGAACUAUUGCAUCUUACAUGAUUAUACUGAUCAUCAUUCCAGGAGAUAACUAUGACUUGUGGGAUGCCAAAAUACAACGCACACCAAUUAUGAAAUCUAAUAGUAGAUACACAAUGUAGUUUAUAUAGCAUUCUAAAAUAUCAUGUUCAUUGUAUGUCAAUAAAUUUCAUUAAAAAUAAUACUGUAA